Molecule: messenger RNA, 382 nt
Organism: Staurois parvus
Lineage: Eukaryota; Metazoa; Chordata; Amphibia; Anura; Ranidae
Source: the annotation of a GenBank genome assembly
AGAAGAAGAAGAAGAAGGAGAAGAAGAAAAGAAGAAGAAGUAGGAUGAGGAUGAAGAAGAAGAAGAAGAAGAAGUAGGAUGAGGAUGAAGAAGAAUUCCAGUACAGCAAAAAGUGUCCCUGCAGAGAGCUCCGCUAUUUCUGACAGUUCUCUGACAGUUCCUUCACAUUUACAGCGGUUGAAACAUUGUAUCUAUUUGUUUCCGAAUAAAAACAUCUGUAUCCUAAAUGGAAACAAAUAGAUACAAUGUUUCAAUCGCUGUAAAUGUGAAAGAACUGUCAGAGAACUGUCAGAAAUAGCGGAGCUCUCUGCAGGGACACUUUUUGCCGGCUGUAGAAGGGAUGAAAAUCGGUGCCUGAUCUGAUCGGGGAAAAUUCGAUUCG